CAACAACAAAAAUUUCAACAGCAACAACAACAACAACAACAACGUUAUAAUCAAGUUGUAGAAGCUAAUACAUUCGCUAAUUCUACUACCCCUUUUCUUACUACGAAUUCUAGUAACAAGAAUAGUAUAAUUAUGGCUAACGAAGAAAUGGAUACAAAAAGUGAACAAAUUUUAAAUGAAAAGUGGGAUCUUUGCUUAUCUAAUAUGUUGAUAAAAUCCGGGAUUGGGUUAAGCGUAGGGAUUGUAGCAUCUGCUUUAUUAUUUAAAAAAAAAUCUUGGCCAAUUGCAAUGUCAACAGGUUUUGGUAUUGGGGUAGCUUAUGCAGAAUGUCAAAGAUCUUUUAAUCCAACUGCUAUACCCGGUAUAAAAAUAAUUAAACCGUCUUCAUCUAAUUAGCACCUUUUUGGAUCAAAAAAUAUAUGUAAUAUAUGCGUGUAAGAAAGAAUUCUCAAUAAAUUUUUAUACUAUUUUUUAAAAAAAAUUUAUUUAUUAUAUGUAAAAAUUAUUUAUUACUUUAAUAAUAUUAAUAAAUUCAAUAA
Molecule: messenger RNA, 539 nt
Organism: Rhizophagus irregularis DAOM 181602=DAOM 197198
Lineage: Eukaryota; Fungi; Glomeromycota; Glomeromycetes; Glomerales; Glomeraceae
Cellular component (GO): mitochondrial inner membrane; MICOS complex; mitochondrion
Source: RefSeq, a predicted model, not a curated record